UGCUUUAGCCGAGAUUUCAAAAGAUUUUGUAAUCAUAGUAAGUUGUUUUCGUUGGGUAGAAAUCCCUAACUAGUAAUCUUUUGUACGUACGCCAAAACGACAAAUAAAUAUUCAGUGGAAACUAGUUUCCUCUUCAGUCCACUGUAUUCGAGAAUAAUUCGGGUAUUCGUAGUAGCUUCGGAGUAGGUUCGGUGCAUGCUCAACUUUAGGAAAAGGACGGAAGGAACGUAACCGAAUAAGAAAGUACAAAUCUUUCACAAUGGGUGAAAUAGUAGAAGAUGUUGGGAGCAAAAAAAUCGAUAGAAACUUCAAGCUUACCGUAUACAGUAAACUGAACGAGCUACGACAGGAAGACAUUUUCUGCGACGUGUCCUUGUCGGUCGAGGAUCAAAUAUUUCCCGCUAACAAAAUUGUAUUAGCUGCAGCCAGUCCCUAUUUCUUUGGCCUCUUCACGAAUGAUUUGCUUGAAAAGACGUCAAAUGUUAUCAAGAUAGAAGCUCUUAGUGCUAGCAUGAUCCAACAGGUAUUACACUACAUGUAUACCGGCGAGGUAAUCAUCGAGUUUUCCAACGCUAAAGAGAUCAUUAUGGCAGCAGAUUAUUUGAUGAUGCAGAGUUUGAAAAGUUUGGCUAGCUCUGUUCUCCUAGAAAACCUGUCAUCUCACAACUGUAUUGAUCUCUUUGGGUUUGGGGUCAAAUAUUCAUGCAUGGAUCUCGUAACGCGGGCCUCUGACUGCAUGCUUGAGAAGUUUGAGAAUGCUUCGUUGUCUGAAUACUUUAAAGAACUGGAUUUUACAGGUCUGGAGAGUUUGAUCAGUGAAGAUGAUCUCGAAGUUGAGAGAGAAGAACACGUUUUGAAUAGAGUGCUAGAUUGGGUAAAAUAUGAUAUAUCAGGGCGUGAGGAGUACCUACCUCAACUUCUAAGAUCUAUAAGAUUGUUCUCGAUGUCAAAGGAAUCAUUGACAGAAUAUUUGGAAGAAGAAGAUUUGAUUAAGGAAAAUGCUCUGUGCACUAAUAUCUUGAAGAAGAGUUUAGAUAUGCAUCUUUUUCCAGAUUUGGCUCUAAAUUCAUACCAACAUCCAAGGAAUUGUGUUAAGAAGAAUAUUAUAAAGGUUGCGAUAGUUGUCGGUGGGCACAUUGCRAGAAUGAAGUCAAUUCCACGCCUGGUUGCUUAUGCAUUACCCAAUGGUGAUUGGUAUGAAAUAGAUGCAGAAAUGCAAGAGGGAAGGUCGCGCCAUUGUGCUGCUGUUUGCAGAGGCUCGAUAUUUAUCUUAGGGGGAAUAUCAUCCAUUGGCAUGGAAAUGAUUGACAUACAAGACAAAACAUGGAACUCAUCAAUCAUUAAAACCCAAGUAUUUUCCUCAACAAAGCAUUCAGCUAUCGUAUCAUUUCAAGAAAAGCUUUUGCUUUUUGGUGGACAGAAAUUAGAAUCUAACGUUAGAGAUGAAUUUCUAGUUCUUAAUGAUGUUGGGCUAUAUGAGCCUCAAGAACACAAAUGGAAGAAGUUGACACCCAUGAGUUGUCCACGCACAGCCCACUGUGCUGUUUUAGUUGAUUCAUUCGUGUACGUCGUUGGUGGAUGUUCAGCAGAUGAAGUGUAUCAAUCUGGAGAAAAGUAUGAUAUAGAGAAUGACCAAUGGGUACCAAUUGCUGCUAUGAAUGAGAGAAGGUGUUAUGCCGCUGGAGCAAAUCUUAGAGGGAAAGUCUUUAUUGCUGGAGGGUAUCAUGCAGAUGAAUGGGUGGCGUACAACAGUUGCGAACUCUACGACCCUGAAACUGAUCACUGGGAUAUUAUAACAAGCAUGCCAAUACCAAGAGCAGCUUGUGGUGUCGCUCAGGUGGAUGAUGACAUAUUCCUAUUUGGCGGCGAAUGUGAUGGUACACCUAAUGGCAAGCUUGACAGUGUUGUACUUUACAAUAAGAUAGAAGACAGUUGGAAGGAGGUAACAAAGAUGCCAGUAUCAAGAUCAUGUCUCCAAGUCUGUCUUCUCAAUCUACCUAAAACUGCUCUUGUUCCCCUGCAAUAAAAUUGUUCUGUAGCAUUGCAAAGGUCAAAGACCCAAAUAUGUUAAAGUCAUCGGUGGUGGAGCUGUUUUAAAAGUAUAGUAGGUUGGAUGAGGUUUGACAAAUACCCAAAACGUGGAGCCCUGGAUUCAGAGAUCUUUCAUAAGUCGAACUGCUGAAAAGUAAGGGGAGUUAUUGAUUUAAAACAUUAGAUUUUAUUGUGUUAGGGGUAAAUUUUUACAAGAGUGAUGGCCUUGAAAUGGAAUAUCGCAGAAUGUUUUUCUGAGAAAAAUAUCCUUGAAGAAACACGAAAUUCUUAAAUUAUCAAAAUAGUUUUGUUGUCAAGUUGUUUAAUUGUUUCAUCAGUGAAUCAAUCUCUGGUUGGUAUAGUAAUGACAAUAGCUUACGUCACAGCAACUAGCACUACAGUAUAUGACCAUCACAAACAUUUUAUGUUCAUUUUUUUAUUUCUUUAACAAUUAAAUUUUUCUAUUUUUCCAUUUCUCCCUUCCUUCCUUUUUUUCUUUUCCCUUUUUCCCAUUUUUUAAAGUAAACUACCCUUUAAUAGCAUUUUUUGAUUGAUGCUUAAUAAUAGUUAUAUAACAUUAUUACUAACAGUGCUUUCCAAUCACACGCAAAGUUGCACUAUUCUCACUGAAUAAAUUAUCACCAAGCAGUAUAAAUCAAGUCAACACAAAUGGCUCAUAGCAUAACAUCAUUUGGAGCUUCGGAAAAGAGUUUUGCCCCACCCACCCACCCCUAAGUCUGGUGGCGGUGGUGUUCUYGUUUUCCCUAUUCUCGUUGUUUGCCCCAUCUUCGUCGUGGAUCUCGCCCCAUAACUUAAUCAUACUGCGACGUGAUAAUGGCUUCAGUGAGAAUAUAUUACAAUUUUCUGUCUCAACAAAAUAAGAUUUUCGUGGACGUCAUUCAAAGUGUUUCCAUGACAAUAUUGAAAAAAACAAAGUUUUCAAGAGCAUGUGCCUAUGGAAUGUCCUGAAAAUGCCUUGAUUGACGUCCACCAAAACUGAAAUUGGGAAGCCCUGUAAAGCCUUUUUCAUUGUAGAGUUAAUUAGACAAAGCAUGUUCUAUUUCACCCAGAGCAAAGAUGWUCCAGACUCAUUCUCAGCUCAAGGGAGAACGAGCCAAGCUGCUUUAGCAUGUAGGAGAAAAGACAAAAUGCAACAGCCUUAUAAACUGAAUUGAAAUAUUGACACCCAUUUGGAUAAUUAUUGUUCUGCACAGACUGGCCUCUCAUGCAUGUGAAAAUACUUUUGUUUCCACAUCACUAGUCAGUCGCUAGUCAGGCCAGAACAAUAGUCAUUCAAAUUGGUUGCCAUAUUUCGAUUUGGCAUAUAAGGCAUUCAUUUUUUGUAACACUGAUCAAGAAAAAGAUAAUAUAAGAUCUUAGUAGAUGCUUCCAUUUUCUAGAUAUUUCUUAAUUUUUUUAAAAUAAAAAGAGUUCAAUUAGACUAGAUUAUUAACUAGAAUAUUCUUAACUUUUUAUAAUAAAAAGAAUUUAAUUUUCUA
Messenger RNA from Actinia tenebrosa (Australian red waratah sea anemone), 3530 nucleotides. Its product is annotated as kelch-like protein 2. NCBI's taxonomy places the organism in Eukaryota, Metazoa, Cnidaria, Anthozoa, Actiniaria, Actiniidae. The record is from RefSeq and is a predicted model, not a curated record. Gene Ontology annotation, molecular function: protein binding.